Magnusiomyces paraingens is the source of this 4203-nucleotide messenger RNA. RefSeq lists its product as uncharacterized. The coding region runs from base 1 to 4203 and encodes 1400 amino acids. Gene Ontology annotation, molecular function: DNA-binding transcription factor activity, RNA polymerase II-specific; sequence-specific DNA binding; zinc ion binding. The record is from RefSeq and is a predicted model, not a curated record. The transcript has 4 exons. Lineage: Eukaryota; Fungi; Ascomycota; Dipodascomycetes; Dipodascales; Dipodascaceae. Gene Ontology annotation, biological process: positive regulation of transcription by RNA polymerase II; DNA-templated transcription.
AUGUCUGCAGUCACUACGGAAAAGUCAAACAAACGUAGCAGAGCCACAGCCUGUGAGCGAUGUAAACUUCGCAAGCAACGCUGUGAUCAAAAACUGCCGAUUUGUACAAACUGCCAAAAGGCUGGAGCAAAAUGCAUUCAACCUGAAAAGUAUCGUUGUAAUUUUGUUGAAAAAGACUCUUAUACUGCCAUGCUUGAAUCUCGUCUUCAAGCUUUAGAAUCCAAAAUUAGACUCCAAGAAGCUGCUGGAUACCAGUUUGCACGCUACAACAACGUGAUCGAAGCAAACCAAAACCACCUCCACCAAAAGGAAGAGCCACUACAGAAUUCAGAAAGAUUCGCAGGCUCAAAUAUCCCCAAGCCGCCAACCCCUCAGCCGCCAACCCAACAACAACAACAACAACAACAACAACAGCCGUCCCAACCACCGGGUCAUUACUACCAGCAACCGCCGCCGCCACCACCACCACCAUUAACAUCACAACAUCGUACUCAAGUCCCGCCACAAGUCCCGCCACCAUCCCAACCCGACGCUGUUGUUUCAGCUACCUCUUCAAAACCAUCUUCUUCAGGCUCUCCACCACGUAGACGUAACAGCUGCGGACUUGUCAGCAUUCUUAACUCCGAUCCAGCCGAUGACGCCUCUGUUCCGCCAUCUUUCUCGGUUGUUUCGUCACUUUUGAAAGACUCAUUUUUGGGCCGCGCCAAAGAGGCACAUAGUACCGACCCAUCACCUGCAAAGUCGAAUCUCGGUGACUCCGGCCUGCAUUCGGAUAAAUCGUCCUCCAAUAUUACUAAUAUCAUGGACACACUUGGCCAGCCCAAAACAAGAAUCAGCCUGCUAAAGUCUCAUUUAAACGCUAUUUUAGAUUCCGCUGACGGCAAGCCACAAUCUCCAACACAGCAUCACCAGCACCACCGUUACCACCACAGUCAGAAUUUACAACAGCCACAUUCUUCAAGCACUCCAGGCUCAUCCUCUUCGGCUAACUUUUCGCCCGCCACUCUGCCGCAAUCCGCCUAUUCCUUUUCGUCAACUCCUGGUACCACAUCAUCUACCUCUUCUUCCCACGACUUCCAGCCUGAAAAUGACUUUGAUGCCUACCUUUUACCCCUCGACAUUGAUGUCUCAGAAUUUCUUGUCUUUGACCCAGCACCUCCUCCAGAUGAGGCUUUAGGCAAAAAAAUUGGCGAUUUUCUUCGUCUCAAAAACCACAUGCGCCUCCCAGUCUCACGUAUUUAUGACUUUAACACUCUCCACAAAAAUAGAUUUACAAUUCCAGCCGAUCCAACUGACUCCCAAUGGCGUUUCGAGCAGUUCUACCUUAAUAUUACUUACACACUAGUCGUCCUUAGUAUUCUUGGUGUCUACUCGGCUAACAACAUCCCCACGUCAAGACUUACUCUCGAUCCUUACAGCUUCUUUUAUACUGCAAUUUCCCAUGCCCGCCGUUGCAGAACAAAGGACCCUCUCAAACAAAUCAUUUGCCUAACCAUGUGCUCGCUUUUUCUUGUUCGCCAGGACAUGGCCCGAAACUUGCACUGGCGCAUGAUGGACAAGGCAAUGCAAAUUGCUCAGGCCCACAAUUUCCACAAAAAAGAGUCUCUUAAAGGCCUUUCUUUGUUAGAUCAAGAAAACCAACUACGUGUAUUUUGGAGCUUAUACCAAAUGGACCGUUUGCUAGCGUUUGAACGACGGGCGCCUUAUGUCAUUCCUGAAGCAGAAAUUGAUAUUCCACUUUUUGCUGAUAUCAAUGAGGAGGAAACAGAUGAGGCUGUAAUUUUGGAAGCAAGAAAACCUGGUUAUGUGCCACCAAAGUCGACAAACUUUUCUUUAAGUCUGCACGGCUUACGCAUCAUUCGAAUUGAGGCUGAAAUCAUUGACUCCAUUUAUCGUGUUGAUAAAACUUACAAGGAGCAAUUCCCUAAAGUAGAGCCCUUUUUGAAGCGUCUAGAUGACUGGAAAGUGCAGUGCCCUAGGUAUAUGGGCCAUGGCCAGAUUAUCAUGGAAAUGCACCAUGCUCGUGCCGUCCGCCUUCUUCUCCAGCCCUUUUUGGGCUUUCUGGAACCAACAAGCCCCCUCUUUAUCAGGUGUAUGCGGCAAUCAGGCCAGAUUGCACAGGGCUGUACCGAGAUUUGCCGCGUCAUUAAGGGGUUCAAUCUCAUGUCUGCAAAUGCUCUAUUCAUGUCGGGACUCACUUUAAUCUACGGGCUUUGGCUAGCGUCCAAGUCGAACCUUAAUUACCAGUACAUUAUUGAAGACAUUCGUCUUUGUACUUGCUGUCUUUAUGCUCUUGCCGAGCGGUCCUCUGUAUUUGCUCAUUAUAGAGAUACAAUUGAUAAUCUGGCAAGUGCAACAAUUCGCCAUGUAAGUGAGCUGGCCUCCAAGCGGUACGUCAUUGUGAGCAAUCUACCAGACCAGCAAUCUAGCUCGGAUGCAGUCACUUUUAGUGAAGAAAAUAGUGAAACUAGAAGUGGCAGAAACUCUAGUAAACCCCCCUCUGAGGCUUACCCCUCCUCAACCUUGUUAUCUUCAACGACCAAAAUUUGCUCAAAAUCAGGUGUUUUAAUCGCCAGCGAUAAUGUGCGGUACCCAAUACCAAUAACCACCUCUCAGAAUGUCAAUGGUAAGCUGGAGCCCUCUCUCCAAGGAUCGUCUGAUGAGGAAACUCAUACGAUAUUUAGGCUGCAAAAACAGCUUAAUAAGGACUCGCAUGAAAAGUUCAAACAGUUGCAAGAUCUUAAACGGAAGCACUCUGAAACUGGUAAUCAAGCGGAGCCAGAGUCUCCAGCAGAUGGUCAUACAAGUAAGUAUUUACGUCAGGGCCUGAAUAGUAAAACAGCUCCACAAACUCCGCAAUCAAGCGAUAGUGAUCAUCACCAGUUGAUUGCAGAGUUGGUCAACAAUUUGCAACAGACGCCUCAAAAUGUGUCAAUCCCGCCCCAGACUUCUGGAGUGGUGGCACCCGUGGGUACCUCGUCUUCUUCUUUUUCUUCUACUACACUAUCAGGACAACCACCUUCGCCAUAUGUCCCGUCGCUGGGCAACCGGUUUGCCUCAGGCGGGUCGUCAGUGUCGUGGUGGAAUAACUUAGAACAGCGGUUGCACGUGAGUGAAUCACCUCGAAACUGGGUCAAUGCACUGGGCUCGCACGAUGGCGUGACGACUUGGAUCCACGACUUGUCGGCAUUUGCUAAGCAGCAUUUAAGCUCUGGGGGGAAUAAUAACUGUGAAAGUAGCAACAGCAACAGCAAUAACUUUAGUUCUACUGCAAGUGCAGUGGUGGCUGUGGAUAACUUGCACAUUCAUCCAAAUGAACACACGGAUACCGUGAACUCGAGUAACAAUGGCCAUAAAGACAACAGUGCUCACAGUAGCUCGUUGAAUGAAUUGCUUUACGGGAACACACACGGUGCUACUUCUCAGCAGCAACAACACAAUACCUAUCAUCACCACCAUGUUGCAUCCACUCCUGGCUCGGGUGUAUCGCAGGCUCCAUCACCGCUCAACUUUCUUGCUGCCGCUUCUGAGUAUGCGGCAGCUGGGGGGCUUGACAAUGGUGCUGGGAAGAGUGGUGGGUCGGCCGGUGAGGGUGAGACUUCCGAUCCAGGCCCCCGCAAUGAAAAUGUUACAGAAAAAAGUUCUCGAGAGGGUGCAACCACAAUGACUGCAACCUCGGAAGAGUCCAUUGGAGGGUUUGGUGGUGAGCCAGGGGAUUCCAAGAGUAAAGAAAACCAAGAAAAAGGUGACCACCAUCAUAAGAGUCACUCAGCAGUUGCCCCCAUCACCAUCUCUAUUGCAAGCUCGCUGGGCGACUUGUACGCAGCUACUACAGUUCCGGCCAUGGUACCCGAGGGAGCACCUGCGACGCCGGAUGACGGACAGCAGGUGACAGGAUCUGGCGGGGCGGCGCAGAUGCAUUCUAACAAUGGAACGGUUGCAGCAACAGCGACGACGGUUGGUGAGGGUGAGCGAGUUGAAGUUUCGUCGCCAGGGCAUGGCAGUGAUUUACAUGAACACGCAACAGCCACGGCAGGAGCAACAGGACCUAAUGCAAAUAAUGCAAACAAUGCAAACUUUUCAAUGUAUGACGGUAGUCUGCCGGCAGUUGGAUCUGGAGGGGCGUUGAUUGAAGAGUAUGGGGAUUGGGCAUAUGAUGUCAAUCUGUUUUACUACAAUGACUUGGUGACUUGGUCUUUAUGA